AUGGCCUGCUGCCAGUGCCUGGGGGUGGGGGAAGACACUGGGCGCUUCGUGCUGUUGGCCCUAGCCAUCCUGCUGUACUUGCUGGGGGGUGCCGGGGUGUUUUCGGCUCUCGAGGCUCCGCUGGAGCUGCAGGUUCGGGAGCGCUGGGCGGUGCGCCUGCGCAGCUUCAGCCGCACCUUCAACAUCAGCCAGCAGGAGCUCAGCAGCUUCCUCAGGAGCUACGAGGAGGCCAAGCUGGCCGGCAUCAGGGUGGACUCCAGCAGGGCACGCUGGGACUUCAGCGGGGCAUUCUACUUCGUUGGAACUGUGGUAUCCACCAUCGGUUUCGGAAUGACCACUCCUGCCACCACAGCAGGGAAGAUGUUCCUGAUCUUUUACGGACUUAUCGGCUGUGCCGCCACCAUCCUGUUCUUCAACCUCUUCCUGGAGCGUGUCAUCACUGUCAUCGCAUUUGUGUUGAAGUUCUGCCAUGAGCGUCGGCACCAGCGUAAAGUUGCCCUGCCAGAGAAUGACUAUGACCGGCCUGGGUCUGACAGCCACGGUAUGAGACGGAGGGACAGUUUGGCAGGCUGGAAACCAUCCGUGUACUGCGUGAUGGCUAUCUUGGGAGUGGCAGCCAUACUGGUGUCCUGCUGUGCUUCUGCCAUGUACUCAGCAGCUGAGGGCUGGGACUAUCUGGACUCGCUUUAUUUCUGUUUCGUGGCCUUCAGCACGAUUGGGUUUGGAGAUAUGGUGAGCAGCCAGACGGAACAUUAUGAAGACCAGGUGGCCUACAGACUGGGCAACUUCCUCUUCAUCCUGACUGGUGUCUGCUGCAUCUACUCACUCUUCAACAUCAUCUCCAUCGUCAUCAAACAGGUUCUGAACUGGCUUCUGCGGCAGCUGGAGGCUCCAUGCCUUUGCCCAGGCCGAGGGAACCGCAGGAAUGUAGUAGUGCCUGGACAUCUGAGAGCCAGGCGUGAUCCAUCCAUUGAAACUGAUGCAGUCAAUGACAGCGAAGGAGACGGACGCCGCAUGUCUGGGGAAAUGAUUUCAAUGAGGGACUUCCUGGCUGCCAACAAGGUAAAUCUGGCCAUCAUGCAGAAACAGCUGUCUGAAAUGGCCAACGGGCAUCAUCCUCUGCACCCAUCAGCUUCCAGCUCACGCAACAAUGGCUUCUCUGGAGGAGUUGGAGCUCUGGGCAUCAUGAACAAUCGUUUGGCUGAAACCAGUGCAGAUAGAUGA
Messenger RNA from Colossoma macropomum (tambaqui), 1224 nucleotides. It is a transcript of the gene kcnk13b, whose product is annotated as potassium channel, subfamily K, member 13b. The transcript is spliced from 2 exons. NCBI's taxonomy places the organism in Eukaryota, Metazoa, Chordata, Actinopteri, Characiformes, Serrasalmidae. The record is from RefSeq and is a predicted model, not a curated record. Gene Ontology annotation, cellular component: membrane. Bases 1 to 1224 code for a protein of 407 amino acids. Gene Ontology annotation, molecular function: potassium ion leak channel activity. Gene Ontology annotation, biological process: potassium ion transmembrane transport; stabilization of membrane potential.